This is a messenger RNA of Racocetra persica, 490 nucleotides long. The record is from the annotation of a GenBank genome assembly. NCBI's taxonomy places the organism in Eukaryota, Fungi, Glomeromycota, Glomeromycetes, Diversisporales, Gigasporaceae.
AUGAGUGAUAGUGAUAUAAUUAUGGAUGAUAAUCCGUUGAACAAAGAUAGCUCUAAAAAGCGAAAAAGUAAUAAAGAAUAUAUAGAAACUCAAUUAAAAGCUUAUAUUUCAAGGCUAAAAUCGGAUAAUAUUCCAAUUGACUUUGGCUCUGAACCAAAAUCAACUGAUCACAAACAAUGGUCGACUUAUUUUAAAAAAGUAAAACAGAAUUUAGAAGAAAUGAAGCAUAAUGCUGAAUGGGCUUAUGUAGGUGCAUUGAUUAUUCAAACGCACAAGAUGAUGCAAAUAUCAAAAAAUAAGACUUUUAAAGAUGAUGACAAGCACAAAAAGGAUUUAAUGACAAUUCUAACAAAUUCAAUCCUGGAUAAUAUAUCUGCUACUCAAGCUGGUCGAUGCAAACAGGUUUAUAAUCAUAUCACUGAUUUAAUAUCAAAAUUAGAAAAGCAGGAAAUUCUUUUAGAGAUUUGGUAUCCUUUAUUAAACAAAGCUG